AACUCAAUCAGUCGAGUCGAGACUUUGCUGCAGAACGGUUCGCCAAAAAAUAAUGCUGAAAUUUCUUGGUUUUGUCGUGAUUCUAGCGGUGCUACGCGGCUGCAAUGCCCAGACCUCGGCAGCUUACCUGCUGCAGUCCCACAGUCUCCCCACAGACCGCAACUUCAUGCCCACCCUGGGCAAUGGCCAUCUGGGCUACACGGUCUACGGGGAUGCCAUCUUCAUGAAUGGAGUGUACAAUGGAGGCUCGGGCAACAGCAAGCGAGCGCGCAUACCCAAUUGGCUGAACAUCACAACGGAGGUCUGCGAUCGUUUCGGUUGUGCCACGGACGCAGAGGCGGCCGUGAAUGGCACCAGCUAUGAGAUGGAUCUGCGGGAUGGUUACUUUCGUUCGAGAACAACCUACAACGGCUUGGGGCUAACCCUGGAGCAGAGAACUUACCCGCACAAGUACUACAAUCGGGCAUUGGUCUAUGAGGUGGUGGCCACGAGGAACAGCGAAAAUGCCGCCAGAGCGAAUUCUCCACAGUUCCUGCGGCUCAGCCAACAUCCCGGCAAUGCCAGCGAUGCCUUUGACUUUGUCGUCGUGUCCAAUGGCAGCAGUGCCAGCGGGGACUUUCGCACCAUUCGGGGACGAACGGAGAUCCUCGAAUUCGAGCGUUUCCAGCCAACACCCCAAGAGAUUUACAUUCUGUUCAGCCAGUACCUGGAGCAGCCACUGCAAUUGGAGUGGCCCACGUGGCAGGCGGAGCUGAGACAUCGCAUCAUCAUCUGCAUGGAUCGAGAGCAGAGUGUGGCCCUCAAGGAGCUGCAGGAUGUGCUGCAGCUGAGUGCCAGCAGCUUGCUGGAAAAGCACACCGAUGCGUGGCACAAUUUCUGGAACAGAGACUUCUCCAUUGCGCUGGUGGGCAAUGCCCCAGAACUCUCGCAGAUCAUCAAUGCGGGCAUUUUCUACUUAGCCAAUUCGUUGCCCUCGCUGAGCACCAAUCAGAAGAAUGAACCCUUCUACGGCCUCAGUCCCACUGGCCUGGGACGUGGCAAUCUGGAGGCGGACUAUCAGGGUCACAAUUUCUGGGAUACGGAGAUCUGGAUGCUGCCGGUGGUGACACAUUUUGGCUUUGAGUAUGGCAAGCAGCUGCUGGAUUAUCGCGGAAGGAAACUCGAGGCAGCCAAGUACAAUGCGCGCUCAAAGGGGUACAAAGGAGCGAGAUUCCCCUGGGAGAGCGCCUACACGGGCACCGAGGUCACGAAUCCCUGCUGCCCUGAGGUAGCCCAACAGGAGAUUCACAUCUCGCCAGACAUUUCCUUUGCGCUGCAAAAGUUCCUGGCCCAAUCGGGUGACUGGACUUGGGUGUGCGAGAAGGCCUGGCCCAUUGCCGCCGAGGUGGCCGAGUUUGUGGUGAGUCGUGCUGCCUGCGAGGAAUUCCGUCCCGUGUGCCACUUGUUGAAUGUGAUGGGACCCGACGAGGAUCAUCCGGAUGUCGAUGAUAAUGUCUACACGAAUGCAGUGUCCAAAAUAGCGCUGGAAUUCGCUGAAUGGGCGGGCGGCUAUUGUGGCAAUGAUAGCACGGAGCUCUUCGCAAACUGGCGACGUGUCAACGAUCGCUUGGUGAUUCUGCACGACACGGAGCUGGAUUAUCAUCCGCAGCAUGCGGGUUAUGUGGUGAACACCACCAUCAAGCAGGCAGAUACCAUACUGCUGGGUUAUCCACUGCGAUAUGAUUUAAGCAACACACACCUGAAUGAUUUGAACAUUUAUGCAAAGGUCACCAGAGAGUCGGGACCAGCCAUGACUUGGUCCAUGUUUGCCGUCAACCAUCUAACCAGCAAAGAGGAAUGGGUGGGCCACGAGUACUUCGAACGCGGCUACAAGAACUACGUGCGUCCGGAGUUCAAAGUGUGGAGCGAAACGCCGCUGGGCUAUGAGGGUUCCGCCAAUUUCCUCACCGGCAUUGGUGGCUUUUUGCAAGCCAUCAUCUACGGCUAUGGUGGCAUCAAUUUUGUGCGAAAUAACGAUAAAAUCUCAAUGAUUGUGAGCUUUGGCACCGUGCCGUUGGGUGUGGAUGAGGUGCAGGUGAAUUAUUUGCGCUAUUCGCACAGCACAUGUCGCUGGGUCUUCAGCAAUCGUUACUCCAGAAUGAACUGUGGCGCACGCACGGGUCCAGACUUUUACAUGGUGCAGGGCAAGAAGCGUACUUUGCUGGGCAGAUCGUUUAAUGUGACACUCGUGAAAGGCGAUGAGCCCGUGCACAUAACUUUUUAGUGGAAUAAAUGAAUACAUAUUUUAUUAUUACUUUGAAUAAAUAUGAAGAGAGAACUACAUA
Messenger RNA from Drosophila guanche, 2324 nucleotides. Its product is annotated as protein-glucosylgalactosylhydroxylysine glucosidase. The transcript is spliced from 6 exons. The coding region runs from base 53 to 2263 and encodes 736 amino acids. Gene Ontology annotation, biological process: carbohydrate metabolic process. NCBI's taxonomy places the organism in Eukaryota, Metazoa, Arthropoda, Insecta, Diptera, Drosophilidae. Gene Ontology annotation, molecular function: catalytic activity. The record is from RefSeq and is a predicted model, not a curated record.